CCUUCCACUCUGUCUCAGCCAUACGCGCUGCUGCGUCGUGCACGCAAGCUCGUACUGCCGACUGCCGUAGCAGAAAGCCAGAAACCUUGGAGAUCCGACCUGUCAAAGUACGAGGGCCAAUGGUACGCGAACACAAAACAUAAACAAGACGAGAGUAAGAUAUAGUUGCAAUAAUCAAUCCGUAUAUGUGCAGCCAGGAGCCAGCCAGUCUCGCCCGUUGAUUCUAUCUUCUCGCGCUAUAUAUCCUUUUGGCCUUGCUUUGGCCACCACGUACGUCCGGCAAGCACAAGCAACACCGUACUCUGAGUCCCUGACCUGAGCAGCUGAGCUCCUGCCACUCGGUUUCUGGUUAAUUAGAUGGCGGAGGAGGCGAAGAAGGAGGUGGCGCCGCCUGCGCCGGAAUCGACCAAAGACAUCGCCGAGGAGGAGAAGGCGGCGGUGCCGGCGCCGGAGGAGUUAGAGGCCCUCGUCGUCUCCGAUGGUAAGCCUGCAGCCACCGAGGGCUCACACGAAAGAGAUGCUUUCCUCGCGAGGGUCGCCACGGAGAAGAGGAUGUCGCUGAUCAGGGCCUGGGAAGAGAACGAGAAGGCCAAAGCCGACAACAAGGCGGCGAAGCUGGUGGCGGACAUCAGCUCGUGGGAGAAAUCCAAGGCGGCGCAGCUGGAAGCCGAGCUCAGGAAGAUGCAGGAGCAGCUGGAGAGGAAGAAAGCGCAGUACGCGGAGAAGCUGAAGAACAGCGUGGCCUCGGUGCACAAGGCGGCGGAGGAGAAGCGCGCGGCGGCCGAGGCGCGGCGCGGCGAGGAGAUCGUCGCGGCGGAGGAGGCCGCCGCUAAGUACCGCGCCAAGGGGGAGGCACCCAAGAAGCUCUUCUUUGCAUCCUGAUCGAUGUUUUCCCGUAUGCUGCUCUGUACAUGUGACAGUGGUUUGAUCGUUGGUUAAUUUGCAUCGCUCGUGUAUUUAUUUCUGUGGACGUGGUGUUAGUUUGUAUGAUAUCUGAUACAUUCGGGCAACACACGCGUUCCGUGAUUGAUUACUGUUUCUUGUUGAUCUAUAAAAGAUGUAGUCCGGUUUAUGCCAGCGUGGUAA
This is a messenger RNA of Brachypodium distachyon (stiff brome), 1086 nucleotides long. Its product is annotated as remorin. The transcript has 3 exons. The coding region runs from base 358 to 882 and encodes 174 amino acids. The record is from RefSeq and is a predicted model, not a curated record. Lineage: Eukaryota; Viridiplantae; Streptophyta; Magnoliopsida; Poales; Poaceae.